Molecule: messenger RNA, 498 nt
Organism: Venustampulla echinocandica
Lineage: Eukaryota; Fungi; Ascomycota; Leotiomycetes; Helotiales; Pleuroascaceae
Exons: 2
Coding region: 1-498 (165 amino acids)
Biological process (GO): endoplasmic reticulum to Golgi vesicle-mediated transport
Cellular component (GO): Golgi apparatus
Molecular function (GO): SNAP receptor activity
Source: RefSeq, a predicted model, not a curated record
AUGACGCUAUUCAGCAAGACGGUCGCAGAGCGCACAAAGCCAGGCCAACGACAAGACGUCGAGGAGCAAGACUACACAUUCCACGCCUACGGUCGCACCGAAGGAAUAUGCGGAAUAAUAAUCAGCGACCACGCUUAUCCAGCCCUCGUAGCGCAUCAACUGCUCUCCAAAGUCGUCGACGAGUUCCUUACUUCCCACCCACGCUCCGAAUGGGCCACCUCAAACCCGACUCUCCCAUUCCCGGAGCUGAAAGAUUAUAUCGUGAAGUAUCAGGAUCCGCAUCAGGCGGAUAGCAUCAUGAAGAUUCAGAAGGAACUUGACGAGACGAAGAUUGUGCUGCAUAAGACGAUUGAGAGUGUGUUGGAGAGAGGCACGAAGAUUGAUGAUCUUGUGGCGAAGAGUGACGGGCUGAGCACGCAGAGUAAGAUGUUUUACAGUGAGUACUCCCCUUUCUUGUCGGGUUUAAUUACGUGGAAGAUGGGUAUCCUGUGGGCUUGA